Messenger RNA from Hylaeus anthracinus, 1378 nucleotides. Its product is annotated as acyl-coenzyme A diphosphatase NUDT19-like. Gene Ontology annotation, cellular component: mitochondrion. The transcript has 5 exons. NCBI's taxonomy places the organism in Eukaryota, Metazoa, Arthropoda, Insecta, Hymenoptera, Colletidae. The record is from RefSeq and is a predicted model, not a curated record. The coding region runs from base 143 to 1243 and encodes 366 amino acids. Gene Ontology annotation, molecular function: hydrolase activity, acting on acid anhydrides, in phosphorus-containing anhydrides.
AUUAAAUUUAUUCGCACUACAAAAUCAACUCAUGGAGCCAUAACCUAAACGCUUACUCUUUGUAUAAAAUCAGUUGUAAAUUUUUUAAAUAUAUCCGUAAAAUCACAAGUGUCUUUAUUAACAAAGAACAAUUUUGUUAACAAUGAAAGCUUUCAAAGAAUCGGCUAGUUUAAUCCUAGCAGCUCGUAAUAUGGAGAAAUGUAUUCGUCCAUCGUCGCCCAUAAACUUUCAGUAUAACUAUAACUUACUGUGCCUAAAACGACAUCAUAAUUCAAAUUUUAUGCCGAGUACAUAUGUGUUUCCUGGAGGAGUAGUGGAUCCAUCCGACGCAGAUUUAAAGUGGCACAAUCUUUUCCACACAUUUGGCUUCGACAACAACAGUUUCGCAUCUUUAGCUCCAAACACUGCUGUACGGCCUCGAAUAUUUAAACCAAGACCAAACGAAUUACCACGAGAAGUAUCGUUACGAAUUACUGCCAUUCGCGAAACCUUCGAAGAAUGCGGUAUAUUAAUAUGCAAGAAUUCGCGAGAAGACCAUAAACAUUCUGAAUGGUCGCAGCACAUUGAAAUUUCCGAAAAUGAAUUACACAGUUGGCAAGAAAAGGUGCACAACGAUGCCACAGAAUUUUAUUCGUUGUGCGAAAAUUUUAGAUGCUAUCCAGACCUGUGGUCUCUUUAUGAAUGGAGCAACUGGUUAACGCCGACUUAUUUUCCCGGAAGACGUUACGAUGCUGUUUUUUAUUUGACUUGUAUACCCACUAUACCUCGCGCUAUAUACGAACUUACGGAAAUGGAAGAUUUGCAAUGGAAUGCACCAGGAGAUUUUCUAUUUUCUUCUUCGGGUAUAGUAUUACCACCUCCGCAACAGUAUGAAAUUGCAAGGAUAGCGAAAUUCGAGAGCAUAGACAAUUUGCUAGAUUUUGCAAUUGAUCGAAGUAAAAUAGGUGUACGUUUGAACCUGCCAGUAAAGGUAGAGUUAAAAGAUGGAAAAGUGCAUGUUUUGCCAGGAGACUCGAUGUAUCCUAAACACGCCAAUUUAUUCGACAAACAAAUUAUCGACAGAACCGACAUUACAAUCGGUGAAUUUCGAGAUAUUUCACCGAUAAAAAAUAGAAUGGAAUUUUUCAAUCUCGAAGUCAAGGAACUUUUUGUUCAAAAUUUCGAUUGCGCGGAUGGUCAUUUACCUCCUAUGCAAUUAAAAAAUAUUCGCGUGAAGCAGGCACACAGAAAGCCGAAAUUAUAAUGAUUUCGUUAUACGCGAUACUUCGUCCGUUCAUAACCUCACACCAGUUUGUAAGCGUUCGUGUUCGUUUCUAUUGUGAAAGUUAUUUUUGAACAAAUAGUAAUUGUGAAUAAAUGUGUACAUUUAUACUUUGUA